Molecule: messenger RNA, 969 nt
Organism: Aspergillus uvarum CBS 121591
Lineage: Eukaryota; Fungi; Ascomycota; Eurotiomycetes; Eurotiales; Aspergillaceae
Product: ribonuclease H2 subunit C
Exons: 4
Coding region: 152-637 (161 amino acids)
Biological process (GO): RNA catabolic process
Cellular component (GO): ribonuclease H2 complex
Source: RefSeq, a predicted model, not a curated record
CGAAGAAGAUAAUAGGGACAAUCAGACAUUGCUAUCUAAAAACAAAUCUCCACCAUUGUCGAAGUUGGUAUUGAAACUUUUCUAUACCUUGUCAAGCACCAGUCACUGCAAAUCACAUUAGCACCUGGCAGUCCUUUUUCACAAAGCAAGCAUGUUCGCCAUCCAGACAGCGCCAAAGUCCUCUGCGACUGAAACCCAAACGUCAACGGACCAGUUCACUCCAAACAUCCUCCCCUGCAAAAUCCACUACGACGGGCCCGUGAAGACAUUGAAUCGGUAUUGGGAACCCCAAGCCGACGAGAAAGAGAAAGACGUCCAGAUCGCUUAUUUCCGCGGUCGUAGGCUCAAGGGUCGACGGGUUGCUAUUCCAGAAGGCUACAAAGGCGUUAUCGCAACAAGCACAGACCGUGUAUUGCCCCUUUCUCGCAAUGAAAACGAAGCCGAUGUCGAGGAAGUCCAGCCGGAGGAGCCGGUCAAGAUUCUCGAGAAGCAGGGAACUUUCAACGAGUAUAUGGUCUGGGGGCAUGAGUUGGUACCCGCGGCGGACGAUGCCUUCGUGAAGGGGGUGGAGGAGUGGAUCAAAUUGGCUGAAGCGAUGCACGGUCAGCCCAGCAGUGAACCGAAGCCGUCUUCUUGAGCGACGCCUCGAAUAUCAGCUUGGAAAGGAUUUUCGCCUACCAACAUGAGGCAAACGAAAUCAGCUCUCAUCGCAGCGGCGCCAGCUUGUCCCACGCCCGGAUCCUUCACCCUGCGCUCGGGGUGAACCCGGCCAUGUUCGUGAAGUGGUUCAAUCACUAUUCCGCGGGCGCGCCAACGGAAAGCAUGACGGGUAUAAUGGCGUAGAAGACGGCGGGCAUCAGUGUAGACGAUAUAGUCCGUGACAUACGGCCGAGACACGAAUGAGGGCAGCCUAGGAUUAUGUCUAACAUAUAGAUCUUGUUUUCGGGGGAAGGGAACGCACACACCUAC